AUGAUCACAGAGUGCUCCCGAAGACGUUCCAUUCCCGUCUUUCCACCCAUGUCUAACAAAGGCCGUUCCAUAUGCAUACGACCAUCAAAGAAAAGCCCUCCUAAGCACCGGCAAAUACGGAAAACGACAAGAGUUCUUCGAGCGCGUAUGCCUCGAAAAAUAUGGUUCGACAUCCUUCCGGCCCACAUACGGAGCAAAGUAGCAUCCUACAUCUCUGGCGGUCAUCAAACUGAUGCAGCUCUGAGUUUUGCCCGAACAAAUCACAUCCAACGCCAAGCUGUUCUCUCAACUCUUUCGCACAAGCUUUGCCUGUCUCUUUUUAAUAGGAAUGGAGCUCAAUGGAUGGAGGUUUUUGGAGAUGAAAUUCAAACACUAGUUGUCGAGGAUGAUUACAAGGGCCUUUUCAGGCUGGGCAGUCACCCAGAUCCCUUUACCUUCAUGGCAGCCCCUUCUUUACGUAGAGCGGAAAUUCUCGAUGAACCGGCUGUCCUUAGAGCAAUUUCGAUGUCAACGUCACUCCGUGAUUUGAAGGUUACCAUUUAUGGCAUCGCGCCUCAGGAAUCUCUGGUCGGAACUUUGUCUCGUCUCGCUCUUUCAUCUCUUGAGCUUGUGUGUGCCCACUUUGUCCAAAACACUUGUCCUUUCAACAACAACCGUAGCCAAAGAAAUUCCCUGCCGGAGCUGCUGAUGAAUCAUUCUCAAACUCUCUCUGCUUUGAGAUUGAGCUGCCUCUACCACGCAACGUGCCAAACUUCCCUUUGGAAAACAAUUCCACAUCUUCCUCAACUUCGCGAAGUAGCGAUUUCCGCAGAUCCUCCACGGAACGCCCUCGUACACCUUCGAUCAAUCCAAGCUGUCAGAAUUUGCUCUGCUCCCCACGGAUUUCAACUUGCCAUGAUGUUGCGUUUGAAAGUGACUUGUUUAGAAUCCUCAGAGAGGCUACAUGCAAAUCAGAUUGCUUCAUUAAUUGUGUGCCCCCGCCUUGCCCUUCUUGGAGCAGAUGUUGAUGAAGGAGCAGAACAUUCGCUACAGACAUUGUUUAGGGGUGUAGAAGUUUUGCACUCCCUCAAGUUGAGAUGGCCUCAGCCACACCAAGCAAGCUCUCAACUGUACCAGACCACUGCUCUUACCCUCGCUGAAGCGAAUUCAGACGUGAUUCUAGGAGCAAUCCCGCACGCUCCCGUUCUUGACGAGCUAUAUUUUUUGAAUGUUCGGCUACGAAAGGAACACAUGAAGGGCGUUCUCUCUAUCUUGGGAGGGCGGUUGAAACACUUGGGGAUAUCUAUUUGGGGCCAAGUGGAUCCUCCCUUGUUUUAUCUAGAAUGCAUGAUUCGUAUUCUCGCAACACACAACUCCCAGCUGCGUACUUUCUAUGUAUCCGAGGUUGCGAGUUUUGAGAAGCAUCUGAUGCGCGAAUCAUAUAGGAGGGCGACGAGUGUCCAGGAGAGAGAAUCGCAGCUAUACCAGCUUCGAUGUGCACUUUGUGCAUUGAAACGCUCAGCGCCUUUGGUGCAAACAUGCAAACUUGAAAUGUUUAUCUGUUUCCUCCACGAUACUCCGGCGCAGGCCCUUUCAGGCUAUGAACACCCAGAACUCGAUGUACCUGGAAUCAUUGAAUAUGCACAUGAUGAUUUCUUACCCCUGUCUCAGAGCGAUAUCCAGUGAAGAAAACUCCUACCCUAUUUAGAUUUGACCUUCCAACUCCUCUACACGCACCCUUCUUCCAAGCACAGUAACUACUUGCACAUACUUUCUUGACAAACGAAUAAUGUUUACCGGGAAUUGUGUAGAAUAGAAUCUGACUCCAAUAAAUAACAACCCCAUCGCGAA
Chondrus crispus (carragheen) is the source of this 1830-nucleotide messenger RNA. RefSeq lists its product as hypothetical. The record is from RefSeq and is a predicted model, not a curated record. The transcript has 2 exons. The coding region runs from base 1 to 1665 and encodes 554 amino acids. NCBI's taxonomy places the organism in Eukaryota, Rhodophyta, Florideophyceae, Gigartinales, Gigartinaceae.